AACUGGAAGCACUGGGCCAACUGGAAUAACCGGUGCUACAGGGCCAACGGGAUUAGCUGGAUCUACUGGGCCAUCGGGACCAAUUGGUGUUUUGGGACCUACGGGGACUGCAGGUCAAAAUGGAGCUACGGGACCAAGUGGUAUUCCUGGUAUAGGUGCCACUGGCCCUAGUGGUCCACGCGGACUGCCAGGACCACCGGGGCCACCUGCAAAUGCUUCCAAGACGUUUGACUUCAUGUCCAGAUCAUCGCGAGAUAACUGUGUUGGGAAGGAGGUGAAUUGUGCCCACGUGUGUGUUAGUACUCCAUUCGGGUUUGAAUGCAAAUGUAAUCCUGGAUAUACUCUUGGAUCUGACGGUGCAGCUUGCCUAGAUCGAGAUGAAUGUAAAUUGAACAAUGGCCUCUGCGAGCAGCAUUGCAAGAAUACGAUUGGUUCAUUCGACUGUACCUGCAAUGAUCACUAUGAACUCUCAAAGAAUGGAUUGAAUUGUGAAGAUAAGGACGAAUGUUCUUCUGGCCAAGUAAAGUGUUCCCCACCAUACAUAUGCAUCAACUCGUUUGGAGGUUACCAGUGUAUAUAUGACAGUAAAGAAGAGGUUAAAAGCAUAAAAGACCUGAUAAGUAAGCCACCAAAGCUAGUGGACAUUAAGCCAAAACUUACAGAAAUCAAAACGGAAAUCGAAAACGAUAUUGAUGACAAAAUGAAUGACAAAAUCACACAAUCCAACACUGCAUGGGUGCCCCUAGCUAUAUGGGUUGCUAUAACAACACUCGCUGUUGUUGUUAUAGCUUUCGUAGCAGUCAAGAUGUACCGAACCAAUAGAAACCAACAGAAAUAUAUCGUCAGACACAGACACGAAACUCGAUAUAUGAAACAAAGGAUAUCCGAUCUAACAAAUUUAGUCAGUGUUAAUAAUACACAAUCACGCACAAUCACUGAUUCUACAAACAUGUCAAAUUUCAAAAGCUCAAACGGCAGCCACGACGCUUUAGAGCCGAACUUCCUCUGUGAUAAAAAAUCAGACAAUACCAGUAAAACAGUUCAGAUUUUUCCUAUGUUCGGUGAAACCAUGCAUAUUGGAGAGGCCUCUGCUGUACCCCAAACCCCUGCCCGAAACGGAGAAAGUCUGUAUAUGGAAAGCACUACUACUGAGUCCAAUGCGGAAAUUCUUGAAAUAUCAGACGUUGACAUCCAUGUGGAAAAUACUGCUGAAAAUGGCAAAACUUGUGAUAUUGAAAAUGCAAGAGAAAGGUGCAUGAAUAGUGAUGCUGUAUUAGGAGAAAGUAAUCAAUGCAAGAAUAUCGAUUUAGAAAAUGUAGGAGAAAAUAGCAGCACCCGUGAGAUAAAUAAUACCAGAGAAAAUGGUGUGAGCUGUGAUGCCAAAAAUGCAGGAGUAAAUGGAAUUGGUGAUGAUAUUGAUAUUUUCCAACCCCCCUCUGCCCAACCCCCCUUAUCCCAACAUCCCUUAUCCCAACAUCUAUCAACACAACGCCUAUCAACCCAACAUAUGCAGCACUCGGAAGAAAAUAUCAAGCCUUCUAAUGUUGAUACCAAACACCAUACAACCCUCCAACAGGCAAUCCAAUACCUCUCAACCCAACGCGCACUCAAUCUGAGAGAAAAUACAAAGCAUUCCGGUGUUCACAGUACAGGAGAAAAUAUCAAGCCCUCUGAUGUUCACAUUGCGGGUGAAAAUGUUAAAUCUCCCGAUCUCCAUACUGCGGGUGAAAAUGUUAAACCUCCCCAUGUCCAUACUGCAGGAGAAAAUGUCGAGCCUCUCGAUGUUCAAACUGCUGGAGAAAAUAUCAAGCCUUCUGAUGUUCACACUGCGGGUACAAAUGUUAAAACUCCAGAUGUCCAUACUGCAGAAGAAAAUAUUAAGCCUCCUGAUGUUCAAACUGCAGGAGAAAACAUCAAGCCUUCUGAUGUCCUUAGGCCUGCUGCAGGAGAAAAUUUCAAACCUUCUGAUUUUCAUACUGCAGGCGAAAAUAUCAAGCCCUCUGAUGUUCACAGUGCGGGUGAAAAUAGGAUCAAGAAUUUUGAAACCAAAAACAUUGAGAAAAAUGACAAGACGACAGAUACACCAACUCAAGGCGAAGACAACAAUAGUCAUAUCAUUGACAUUCUGUUUCCUAUUCGAAAUGAUAGUGGAUAUAACAGAGAUCCUUUCACCCCAGGAGUUCCAAACGAUGACCCCCCGGCUCCUCUCAUUACGGCAGAAGACCACUUACAAUGA
This is a messenger RNA of Owenia fusiformis, 2236 nucleotides long. NCBI's taxonomy places the organism in Eukaryota, Metazoa, Annelida, Polychaeta, Sabellida, Oweniidae. The record is from the annotation of a GenBank genome assembly.